AUUUCUCCCAGUUUUCUUCUUUAUUAUUUUAUUAUAUUGAAAGAAAAAUGGCUACUACUGAUAAACUUAUUAUUUUUGACACAACCCUUCGUGAUGGUGAACAGUCCCCAGGUGUCACUUUAAACACAGAAGAAAAGAUCGAGAUCGCCAAACAACUUUCUCGUCUUGGUGUGGAUGUUAUUGAAGCAGGUUUCCCAAUUGCUUCGAUUGGUGAUUUCGAAGCCGUACAACGUAUUGCCACUGAAGUAGGCUCUUUGAUGGUCGGCAGAGAAAAGAUUGGUCAUCCUGUGACAAUUUGUGGUCUUGCUCGUUCUACACCCAACGAUAUUAAACGUUGUGCUGAAGCCAUCGCGCCUGCCGCUCGUAAGCGUAUUCACGUUUUCCUUGCCACCUCUGAUCUUCAUCUUGAACACAAGCUCAAGAUUGAUCGUGAAGAAUGUAUUAAACGUGCUGUGGCUGCUGUCACACUUGCGCGUUCUUUUGUGGACGAUGUUGAGUUCUCACCUGAAGAUGCCGGUCGUUCUGACCCUGAUUUCCUUUGUAAAGUGCUCGGUAAGGUGAUUGAAGCCGGUGCAACUACCCUCAACAUUCCUGACACCGUUGGUUAUAAUAUGCCUGAGGAAUACGGAAGUUUGAUUGCUUAUCUCGUCAAGAAUACACCUGGAUCCGAAAAGGCUAUUUUCUCUACUCACUGUCAUAACGAUCUUGGUUUAGCUACUGCCAACACAUUGGCUGGUAUCAGUAACGGUGCACGUCAAGUGGAAGUCACGAUCAAUGGUAUUGGUGAGCGUGCUGGUAACACAGCUAUGGAGGAGAUUGUCAUGGCUAUUCAUACCCAUCCCAAUUAUUUCCCUGUUCAUCAUACUGUCAACACCACUUUAAUCUAUCGUACCUCCCAAAUGGUUUCUACUUUAUCCGGUAUGAUGGUUCAACCCAAUAAGGCCAUUGUCGGUCGUAACGCCUUCCUUCACGAAUCCGGUAUUCAUCAAGAUGGUAUUCUCAAGAACAGACAGACGUACGAGAUUAUUAGUGCCGAGACCGUAGGUGUGACUGAUAUUUCUUUGGUUCUUGGUAAGCAUUCAGGUCGUAACGCUUUCCGUGAGCGUUGUAAGGAGUUAGGAUUUGCCGAUGUCUCUGAUGCGGAUUUCCAGACAGCAUUUGAUGGAUUCAAGGCACUUUGUGAUAAGAAAAAGAAUGUGAAUGAUGCAGAUAUUCUCGCUAUUCUCAGCAACCAAAUCAGUGCUCAUGUUGGAAGUGCUUAUUACACCUUGAUUUCUACACAAGUGGUGGCUGGUGCCGAUACCACCUCCAUGGCCAGUGUCAAACUUUUUGAUGUCAAAGCAGAGAAGGAAAUUUGUGAUGCUGCAGUUGGUACCAACGGUCCCGUAGAUGCCAUCUUUGAGGCUAUUCAACGUAGUGUGGGUCGUCGUUUCCGUCUUACCAAGUUUGAUAUUAGUGCAGUGGGUGAGGGUAGUGAUGCCCUCGGAAAAGCCGAGAUCCAAGUCAUGGUUGAUCCUGCUACUACAAAUACUCAAGAUACUCGUCUUACCAAGGCUGCUUUCUCUUCUAGCAUUGCCGAUAUCGAUAUCAUUGCUGCUGCCGCCAAGGCUUAUUUGGGUGCUAUUAACAAGCAAUUAGUGUGGGAGAAUGAAUUGGCUGCUGGUACUGCCAGAAGUCUUGGUGAGGAACGUCAAGUGGAUGUUUAAAAAUCUAUCCUUAAAAAACAUACAUUUAAUCAUUUGUAAAUAAAUAUCUCUUUUUCAUAUACAACUACGCGCGACAUAACGUUUUCUUU
Mucor mucedo is the source of this 1795-nucleotide messenger RNA. RefSeq names its product 2-isopropylmalate synthase. Gene Ontology annotation, biological process: L-leucine biosynthetic process. The coding region runs from base 48 to 1706 and encodes 552 amino acids. Gene Ontology annotation, molecular function: 2-isopropylmalate synthase activity. NCBI's taxonomy places the organism in Eukaryota, Fungi, Mucoromycota, Mucoromycetes, Mucorales, Mucoraceae. The record is from RefSeq and is a predicted model, not a curated record. The transcript has 3 exons.